UCUUACAAAUUCGCUACUUUUAGAGCGUCAACUCGCUACUUUCCGCAAGUUGGAGCUGGCAACCCUGACGAGCAAGGUGUGUGUGGCCGGCCAUGGACGGGGCAGCAGACUCCACCAAAAUGAAAGUUAUCGCCUCAAAAACCGACCCUCCCUUAGGGGCAGUUCUGACGUGUUCUAAGGCUGGCCUUUCUGUGGAGUUUGGGAAAGAGACCAAUUUAGCUCUUACCGACACCUUCAGUGUCACUUCGUCACACGGCAUAUCGAGACACGUGGCCCGAGUCAACCCCUCCUUAGAACUGUAUCCUUGCCACAUCCUCCAUAGAACUGAGGUGGAUCACUGGCUUUCUACAGCAUCAGGUCCAUUGUCUUGUGGAGGGGACAUAAAUGGCUCUCUAGCCCAGCUGGAUAAGGCUCUGGCUCCCUCAGAUGUGCUGGUGGGAAAUCAUAUCACUGUUGCAGAUUUUGAAGUGUUUGCUGCUCUUUAUAAAAAUGCAGCAUGGCACAAGCUGUUGAAUGAUGAUAAAGCCCCGGUGCAUGUGCUACGUUGGUAUAACUCCAUGGAGGCUCAGGUUGGCAGUGUGAUUGCAGCACUUCCAGAGGAGGUGAAAAAAGCCUUUGAUUUCUCCAAGACCUCUCCAGCUUCACCUAACAAGUCAGCAUCGAAUGCUAAGAAACAAGAUGAUGGAGGGAAGUUUGUUGAGCUUCCUGGAGCCAAGAUGGGGGAGGUUGUUGUCCGUUUUCCCCCCGAAGCUAGCGGAUAUCUCCAUAUUGGCCAUGCUAAAGCGGCUCUCCUGAAUCAGUACUAUCAGUUGGCAUUUAAGGGGAAAUUGGUGAUGCGAUUCGAUGAUACCAACCCAGAGAAAGAGAAACUGGACUUUGAGAAGGUUAUUUUGGAGGAUUUGAAGUUACUAGAGAUCAAGCCAGAUGUUUUCACCCACACUUCGGAUUACUUUGACCGCAUGAUAGAGAUGUGUGAGCAACUUAUCAAGCAGGGCCAUGCAUAUUGUGAUGACACUGAUGGUGAGACUAUGAAGAAAGAGCGUGAAGAGAGGAAAGAAAGUAAAAAUUAUAACAACUCCGUAGACAAAAAUUUAUCUAUGUGGGAGGAGAUGAAGAAAGGAACCGAUUAUGGCAUGACUUGCUGUGUGCGGGCCAGGAUUGACAUGAAGAGUGACAAUGGCUGUAUGCGUGAUCCUGCGAUCUAUCGCUGUAAAAAUGAACCCCAUGUCAAGACAGGCUACAAGUACAAGGUGUACCCUACAUAUGACUUUGCCUGUCCUAUUGUAGAUAGUAUAGAAGGGGUCACCCACACACUCAGAACAACAGAGUAUCAUGACCGUGAUGACCAAUACUAUUGGUUUAUAGAGAAACUUGGACUAAGGACGUUGCACAUUUAUGAGUAUUCACGUCUGAACAUGAACAAUACUGUUCUCUCAAAGCGAAAGUUAACUUGGUUUGUUGAUGAAGGGCUUGUUGAUGGAUGGGAUGAUCCCCGAUUCCCAACUGUUAGAGGAAUUUUGAGGCGUGGUAUGACUGUGGAAGGACUGAAAGAUUUUAUUAUUUCACAAGGUUCGUCUCGUUCUGUUGUGAACAUGGAGUGGGACAAGAUUUGGGCUUUCAAUAAGAAGGUGAUUGAUCGUUAUGCUCCUCGUUAUACAGCCCUUCAAGGUGACUUAGUACCUGUUCUUAUCAAUGGCAUUAAUGAGGAGGCCACUACGGCCCAGAAACAUCCUAAAGAUUCGUCUAUUGGCAUGAAAACUGUGUGGAUUGGGCCUCGUGUCCUAAUUGAGAGUGCAGAUGCUGCUGAAUUGAAGGAAGGGCAAAAUGCUACUUUCAUCAAUUGGGGAAAUAUUAGGAUUAAGAAAAUCAACAAGGGAAAUGGUAAAAUAGAGUCUAUUGAUGCUGAACCUAAUCUUAAUGACACAGACUACAAGAAGACACUAAAGCUCACUUGGCUUGCUGAUACUGAAAAAUCUCCCACCACACCUGUUGUUUGUGUGUACUUUGAUCAUCUUAUAACUAAGAGUGUUCUUGGAAAAGAUGAAAACUUCAAAGAUUUCAUUGGACACAACACCCGUGCUGAAGUGAAAAUGAUUGGUGAUACUGAGCUGCAAAAUCUGGUUGCUGGAGACAUUAUACAACUGCAAAGGAAGGGAUUUUUCAGAGUGGAUGAGGCUUACAAGCCAGUAAGUCUGAGCAGUUGCCGUGAGAGUCCAGUCAUACUCUUCUUCAUUCCAGAUGGUCAUUCAAAGGAUAUGCAAACUGCUUCAUCGGUCAAAAAAUCAGCAGGCAUGAGUGAGAAAGAGAAGGCCAAGAGUGCUCAAGGCAAAAAGGCAGAGAAAAGUCCUCAGGAUGAAAUAAAACCUGUUGUUGGGGGAGCAUCUGGUAUGUCUCUGGGACAGAGUUUAUUAAAUUCUAUCAAGGAUCAGGGUGAUAAGAUUAGACAGUUGAAGAGUAGCAAGGCAGAUAAAAAUGUUGUGAUGGCCGAGGUCGAGAUUCUAAAGCAAAUGAAAAAAGAUUUCCAUGAUGCAACUGGAAUUGAAUGGAAGCCGGAUGUUGUUAUUCCUUCUGCUGCUGCAGCUGUAGUAUCUGCUGCUCCGGUGUCUGUUGCAGGAACGAAUGCUGGAGAAAUACUUUCUCAGAUUAAAACACAAGGGGACACUGUUCGGAACCUGAAGUCCAACAAAGCUGACAAAGACUCCAUCAAACAAGCGGUUGAUAUUCUUUUGGAUCUGAAGAAAAAGUUUAAAACAGUCACAGGUGUUGAGUGGAAACCUGACAUUGACAUAUCUAAGCUUGGCGCUAAUACAUCAACACCACCUACACCAUCUGUUGUCAGUGGAAACUCGUCAACAACACCUACACCAUCUGUUGUCAGAGGAAACUCGCCUCAUGACUUGCACAACAAAAUUAAGGAACAAGGUGACAAGGUGAGGACUUUGAAAACCAGUAAAGCUGAAAAAGAUGUUGUGAAGCAGGAAGUUGAUAUACUUUUAUCACUGAAGAAAGAAUUUAAAGAACUUACAAGUAGUGAUUGGAAACCUGAUAUUGACAUGACACAAUUCAGUUCAAAAUGUGAUGGAACUACAGCUAGCACUGCCAGUGUAGGCACAGGUGCUAAAGCCAUUGAUCUUCAUAUGCAGAUCAAACAACAAGGGGAUGCUGUGAGAGAAUUAAAAGCAAAUAAGGUUGACAAAGAUACUGUUAAAAAGGCAGUUGAUGUGCUUUUAUCUCUCAAAAAGCAAUUCCAGGAAUGUUCAGGUGUUGCUUGGAAGCCUGAUAUUGAUGUGUCACAGUUUUCCAAAGAUGAUGCAACUUCGGGUAGUAAGACGACCUCACCUAAGAAGGAAGGUGGUGGUGAAGUUAAACCUAAAACUGUGGAGAAUAGGAAGACAAAGGAACAAUCACCAGUUAAGAAUGAAGUAAAAGGACCUGCAAAGCAGGAUGGGAAUAUUAAGAAACAAACAAGGUUGGGACUAGAGGUGAAAAAAGAGCAGAAUUUGGCCGAGUGGUAUUCUCAAGUAAUAACAAAGUCUGAGAUGAUUGAAUACUACAAUGUAUCAGGCUGCUACAUCCUUAGGCCAUGGUCAUAUGCCAUAUGGGAUUAUAUCAAAGAUUUCUUGGAUAAAAAAAUAAAAACCUUAGGGGUUGAAAAUUCUUAUUUCCCCAUAUUUGUUGCACGAGAAGCUUUGGAGAAGGAAAAGACUCACAUUGCAGACUUCUCUCCAGAAGUUGCUUGGGUAACAAGAUCAGGAUCAAGCGAGAUGGCAGAGCCUGUUGCUAUUCGUCCAACAUCAGAAACUGUGAUGUAUCCUGCUUUUGCUAAAUGGAUACAGUCACACAGAGACUUGCCAAUGAAACUAAACCAGUGGAACAAUGUUGUGCGAUGGGAGUUCAAGCAACCUACUCCAUUUUUGAGGACUCGGGAAUUCUUGUGGCAAGAAGGACAUACUGCUUUUGCCACUAAGGAAGAAGCUGAGGAGGAAGUGUAUCAGAUAUUAGAGUUUUAUACUCAAGUGUAUGAAGAUCUCUUGGCUGUUCCAGUUGUGAAAGGCAAAAAAACUGAGAAAGAAAAGUUUGCCGGAGGUGAUUUUACCACUACUACGGAGGCCUUUAUAUCAGCAAGUGGCCGUGGCAUUCAGGGAGCAACAUCUCAUCAUUUAGGACAGAAUUUUUCAAAAAUGUUUGAAAUUAUUUUUGAGGAUCCAGAAACCCAACAGAAGCAAUACUGCUAUCAAAACAGCUGGGGAUUGACUACCCGUACCAUUGGAGUAAUGAUAAUGGUUCAUGGUGACAACAAAGGACUUGUGUUGCCGCCCAGAGUGGCUUGUGUACAGGCAAUCAUUAUGCCGGUUGGAAUUACUGCUAAAUCAUCUGAGCAAGACAAAUCAAAACUCAUGGAUGCUUGUAAUAAAUUAGCUUCCGAUUUGACCACUGCAGGAGUACGUGCUCGGUGUGAUCUACGCGACAAUGUUACUCCUGCUUGGAAGUUCAAUCACUGGGAGCUAAAAGGUGUACCCCUACGAUUAGAGCUGGGACCACGCGAGGUUGCUACUGGUCAAGUAUUUGCUGUACGUCGUGACACCGCAGAAAAACUAGUCUUGAAUAGAACUACCGUUGGAGUGGAAGCCCAAACUCUUCUAGACACCAUUCAUAACAAUUUACUAUCACGAGCACGAAGUGAUCUUGACUCGCACAAAGUAAAAGUAAACAGUUGGAGUGAUUUUACCAGCAAUUUAGACAAAGGCAACAUCAUCUUGGCUCCUUUCUGUGGGCAAGAACAAUGUGAGGAUGCUAUAAAAAAGGAUUCUGCGCGGGAAGAAACUGCCGAGCCAGGAGCACCAUCUAUGGGGGCAAAAGGCUUGUGUAUACCUUUUGAACAGCCAGGGGAAGUAAAUGGCUUGUCAUGUAUCCAUCCAUCAUGCAAGGCCAAACCAUUGUACUACACACUUUUUGGGCGGUCAUAUUAAAGUACACUCGGGACACCUCUUGUUUAAAAUAGUGUUCAGAAUAUUGAUCAUAUUUAAUUGAAAACAUAUGAUUGACAAAAUAAUAAUAAUUCUUUGUUAUUUUCAAUACAAUUUUAAAUAAUUUGAGGGACUGGAUGUACUGUAUGCUAUAUAUAUUUAAAAGUAUAUAAAUAAUAUUUACUUCAUAUUUAAAGUAAUAAAGCAAAUGGAAUGGUGAAA
Molecule: messenger RNA, 5189 nt
Organism: Procambarus clarkii (red swamp crayfish)
Lineage: Eukaryota; Metazoa; Arthropoda; Malacostraca; Decapoda; Cambaridae
Source: RefSeq, a predicted model, not a curated record